This is a messenger RNA of Sipha flava (yellow sugarcane aphid), 504 nucleotides long. RefSeq names its product zinc finger MYM-type protein 5-like. Bases 1 to 504 code for a protein of 167 amino acids. The transcript has a single exon. The record is from RefSeq and is a predicted model, not a curated record. NCBI's taxonomy places the organism in Eukaryota, Metazoa, Arthropoda, Insecta, Hemiptera, Aphididae.
AUGAAAUCUAGCAGACACUUUUCCAAAGACUAUUAUUAUAUGACUACUAAAGCCGGUAUUAAAGUACCUAGAAUGUGGCUGUGUUAUUCAUUAGUUUUAAACAAAGUAUAUUGUGAGUCUUGUUGGUUGUUUGCGGAUCGAAAAAAUCAUAAACUUAAAUUAAAUUGGAUAAAUGGUAUAAAUGACUGGCAACAAUUAACCCAAAAAAUUAUCAAACAUGAAAACUGUACACAGCAUGUAGAAGCCAUACAAUUGCGAAUAAUUUGGUUGAAAAAUGGAACUAUAGAUAAAAACUUGGAAAAGCAUAUAUCCGAAGAAGCAAAAUUCUGGAGAGAAGUUUUAAAACGAUUAAUAAAAAUAAUAUUAUGCCUUACCGCAGGAAAUACUGCAUUGAGGGGAAAUGAAAGAAAAGCUAAUAGUAAUUCUGAAGGCAAUUUUUUACGCACAGUUAAAUUGAUGGCAGAGUUUGAUCCUAUUUUAAGUAAACUUUUAUAUAAUGAAUAA